AUGGCAAAUCCAAUGCGAACAUUUGCGUCGGAUAAUUAUGCAGGAGUUUUACCCGAAAUUAUGUCUGCAUUAACAGAAGAAGCUCAAUCGGGUCGUCAUGCACGUGCCUAUGGUCAUGAUAAUGUUACGAACGAAGCGCGUCUUUUAAUUCAUGAAAUAUUUAAUUCGUCGCCCGAUGAUCCAUUACCAGGUGUUCAUUUUGUAUUUAAUGGUACUGGUGCUAAUAUACUUUCCAUAAUGGCUUGUACGCAUUCUUAUCAUGCUGUUAUUUGUUCGGAUAUUUCACACAUAAUUUGUGAUGAAUCAUCGUCACCAGAAACAGUAACUGGAGUACGUUUAAUAUCAAUACCAACCGAUGAAAAUGGAAAAAUCAAUGUCGAUAUUAUUGAAGAAAAACUAGAUCGUAUCGGUGAUAUGCAUGCGGCUCAGCCAAAGAUGAUAACAAUUGCACAACCAACAGAAUAUGGAACUGUUUAUACGAUUGAUGAACUUAAACAAAUAUCAAAUUUAGCUAAAAAGCAUAAUUUAUAUUUUCACGUUGAUGGUGCACGAUUAUUUAACGCUGCAUCAUCAUUAAAUUGUACUCUUCGUGAUAUAACAACAGCGGUUGGUGUUGAUAUUCUUUCAUUAGGUGGUACAAAAGCUGGUUUAAUGUACGGAGAAGCUGUUAUUAUUUUCAAUCAAUCGCUACUCAAAAGUGAUGAUGGUCAAGAUAAUUCAUUGAAAUACCGUCAUAAACAAGUGAUGCAAUUAGCAUCGAAACAACGUUUUAUAGCAAUUCAAUUUUUAAUUUUGCUAAAAAAUGAUUUUUGGAAGAAAUCAAGUGAACAUUCCAAUGGUAUGGCACAAUUAUUAAAAAAGCGUCUUGAAUCACUUCCGAAAAAGAAUGAUAAACCAUUAAUACGUAUAACAAGGCCAGUUGAAACCAAUGCUAUCUUUCUAGAAAUACCAAGAGAUUGGUAUAAACCAUUAUCAGAAUUAUUUCCAUUUUAUAUGUGGAGAACGAAAACUUCUGAAGUUAGAUUAAUGUGUUCAUUUGAUACAACAGAAAAUGAUAUUGAUCGAUUUAUUAACAAAAUGAAUGAACUUAUUCAAAACUGA
This is a messenger RNA of Rotaria socialis, 1101 nucleotides long. NCBI's taxonomy places the organism in Eukaryota, Metazoa, Rotifera, Eurotatoria, Philodinida, Philodinidae. The record is from the annotation of a GenBank genome assembly.